CAACGACGACAGGGCAGUCGACCAUUCUAGACAGGUCUCGCCAUUCGUAAUGAAACCUUGAAAGGUUGAGGCGAGAAUGGAGUCGAUUUCGCGACUCAGCUCGCUGCUGGAAACAGCACGCGACUUGACUCUCGAGGCCGCACGAGAUGCCGGACCUCGAAGAUCGACGCGACCACUCCCGGCGCAGCAAAUUAAGAGCUUGCUGGACAGUCGAAGUGAGCGAGAUGUCUUGGAGGGUCUCCGGAGAGUUAUUGCAGUACGGAUAGCACGUCAACGAGACAGCACCUCAGAGCAAACAUAUUGAAAUCGACGUUUUAUAGAUGCAAUAUGCAAAUCCACCUCAACCCACCGUGACCUUCUUUCCGGCCGUUCUCAAAACACUUUCAAAUCCGUUCCCUGCGACUCGACCGCUGGUGUACAACUACCUCCUCCACCAUGCCGAAUCCGACCCAGACACCGCGCUCUUAUCGAUCAACACGAUACAGAAGUCUCUUUCCGACAGCAAUCCCCGCAUUCGAGCGAUGGCGCUGAAGACGAUGUCUGGUAUUCGCGUUCCUGUGAUCUCACAGAUUGUGAGCCUGGCUAUCAAGAAAGGUGCUAGCGAUCUUUCGCCAAUCGUCCGGAAGACGGCCGCGCUGGCCUGCAUCAAAUGUGUUCGACUUGAUCCGACCACUCGACCACAAAUUGAAGAGUAUUUAGCAGCUUUGCUAAGGGACAAACAAUACUACGUCGCUGGUGCUGCCGUGCAAGCGUUUGCGGCGGUUUGUCCAGAUCGAAUGGACAUGAUACACCCGGUAUAUCGACGUUUGUGCAAGAUGGUGGUAGACAUGGACGAAUGGGGACAACUGGCAUUGAUUCGGGUGAUCACAUUCUACGCGAGGCGAAAUUUCCCACAAAAGACGCAACGUGUAAGGCGUGCCGCGACACAAGAACAAAGGAGCAGGGAUUUCUAUGAAGAUUUGGAGAAAGAAUCCGAGGAUCAAGGAGACACCGAAGAGGUAGAUGUUGUCGACCCAGAUCUGGAGCUGUUUCUCAAGUCAAUCGCGCCGCUACUGUCAAGUCGCAAUGCUGCUGUAAUUGUUGCUGUCACAAGAAGCUACCUUUACUUGUCACCAAACAAACAUCUCUCGAAGGCCAUAGACCCUCUCAUUGCCCUUUUACGCGCUCCUGAAGAUAUUCAACAAGUGGCACUUCACGACAUAGUCCAAGUCUGUCUUCACAAUCCCUCACAUUUCGCCCGCCACUUUCGGCACUUCCUCAUUCGCUCUCAUGAAGCGCCGGAAAUUUGGCGGCUGAAACUGGAGACCCUAACACUAGUAUUUCCUCACUGCGACAAGGAUGUCCAGGACAUGCUACUCGCAGAACUGGAACACUUCUCCAAAUGUCACGAUCCCCAGCUCGUCCGCGAAAGUGUGAGAGCCAUUGGUCGCUGCGCACAAUCAUCCUCAGCGUCGUCGAACUCCAUAGCAUCUCGUCGCUGCCUCACUCUUCUUCUGAAGCAAAUACAUAGCACAGAUCAAAACCUUGUCGGAGAAGCAAUGGAAGUGAUUCGCCACCUCAUCCAGCGGUCACCGUCCGAGCAUAAGAAGACUGUAAUUAGGCUUGCGAAGAACCUCGAUUCGUUGACCUCUUCCACAGCCAGGGCCAGCAUAAUAUGGCUCAUUGGAGAGUUUGCCAGUGGAACGGAUGAUAGCGAAGAUGCUAUUGCAGCGGAUGUUCUCCGCAUUCUUGUCAAGGGUUACGCCGAUGAAAGCGACGAGGUUCGAGCUCAAAUUAUUUUGCUCGCCGCGAAGACAUACUUGCAUCAUCAAAAUCGACAAAACGAAAAGAAGAGAGCGCUCGAGGCACUGGAGUCAACGGAAUCUACAACGCUAGGAGACGACGUCCGCGAUGCUUCUCCCGACUCACCAUCCCACACCAUUGAACUACUCUACAAUUACACUCUCCUCCUCGCACGAUACACACCUUCCUAUGAUCUGCGCGAUCGAGCGCGAGUGUAUCGAGCUCUCCUGGCUGUUCCAGCCAGCACGGAACUUGCCAGUUUGCUACUACUCGCUCCUAAACCAUUCCCACAAGCGCCUAGUCCAAGCGAAUCCCGCAAGAACUUCGUCCUAGGAUCCUCCAGUUUGGUCAUCGGCGACGAAGAAGCCGGUUCUGCCGGCAUCAGUGGUUACGAGAAUCUUCCCGCAUGGGUAGAGGAAGGCGAUGAACCCGAUCCGAAACUCCGAGAGGAUCUUGAUUCAUCGAGAGGAGUUGAAUACGGCCAGGAGAAGAUCGUCUCGGCAGGUCGCAGGCUCGAUGAGGCCCUGUCUAAGGAUCCUGGCUAUACCUCUACUGCCGCUGCUAGUAAGGGUAAGAGCAAGGAGAAGUCAUUAGAUGCGUGGUUGGACGAAGAAGAUGACGAGGAAGAUGAAGAGGAGGAGGAUGAUGACGAAGAGGAGGAUGAAAGUGACGAUGAAGAGGAGUCCUCCGAGUCGCAUGAGGAUGACGAUGACAGUGAGGAGGAGACGGAGAGCGAGGAGGACGAAGACGAGGAAGACGAAAGAGCCGGUCUUGUCCACCGAUAGAAUAGAUGAUCACGUCUCAAAAGCGUCGAACCGAAAAACAUGCCCACACAUACAUCGAUCAUGAGCAUUGUCUCGCGGCCUCCUCGACUUGCGUCCAUCUGCAUCCAGUGAUUCAUUCCCAUGUGACCAGUGCGCUCUCCAUUUCAGAUCAAUUCGGCCCAAGAACGGAGGCGCAUCACGCAAUAUAUGGACCGUCAAAAGCUCGCAAAAUGCC
Dissoconium aciculare CBS 342.82 is the source of this 2781-nucleotide messenger RNA. Its product is annotated as ARM repeat-containing protein. Bases 321 to 2567 code for a protein of 748 amino acids. Gene Ontology annotation, biological process: vesicle-mediated transport; intracellular protein transport. NCBI's taxonomy places the organism in Eukaryota, Fungi, Ascomycota, Dothideomycetes, Mycosphaerellales, Dissoconiaceae. Gene Ontology annotation, cellular component: membrane coat. The transcript is spliced from 2 exons. The record is from RefSeq and is a predicted model, not a curated record.